UCUUAAAUUUGAGCUUGUUUUUCAUAUCUUUACACAUUAAUUGAAUGUCUCAUGUCAUAGAUUACGAUUUCUCUGAUACACGCAAACAUACUUUCAACAAAUGUCAUGUAAAGAUUACAGAGACACCUGUCGCAGUCAAUGCAAGAGGAAAAACUAAAGCAGGAAGGAAGUCCCAGUCGAACCUACGAGGGCUGGCGCUCUGGGCUUUCUUGACCAGCAUCUUGCUGGUUCUGUACAGCUUAUCUAACCCAACCCAAGUGAAGAGUAGGUACUCCCAUGCACCCUCCUGUGCUCUGAGCAUGUCAAAAUCAUGGCAGAGGAAUCUGACUAUCCCAGAGGAGUGUUCCCCCAAGAUGAACAUCAUGUUUAUGAAGACCCACAAAACAGCCAGCAGCACGAUACUCAACAUCCUCUUCCGAUUUGGAGAAAAGCACAAGCUGAAGUUUGCCUUUCCUGAUGGCCGCAAUGACUUUUUCUACCCGUCACCCUUCCUGUGCUCCCAGGUGAAGGAUUACCAGCCUGGAGACUGUUUCAACAUCGUCUGCAACCACAUGCGCUUUGAUGCUCAAGAGGUAGCGAAGCUCCUGCCUCCAGAUGCCGUGUACAUAACCAUCCUACGUGACCCAGCGCAGCUCUUUGAGUCUUCCUUCCAUUAUUACCACCGCGCGGUUCCCCUCACAUGGAGGAUCAGUGGAGACAACAAGCUGGCAGAGUUUUUGCACAAUCCUCGGACCUUUUAUACCCCAGAGGCUUAUAAUUCCUUUUAUCUCAAAAACCUUCUCUUUUUUGACUUUGGUUUUGACAAUAACCUUGAGGCGGACGAUCCCCGUGUUAUGAGAGCUAUUCAGACACUGUCUCAACAGUUCCAUCUGGUUCUCAUAGCAGAAUAUUUUGAGGAGUCUCUUAUCCUGCUUAAGCACGUACUCUGCUGGACCAUGGAGGACCUGCUGUUUUUUAAGCUCAACGCUCGCAAGGGCUCCUCUGUGUCUCAUCUGACUCCAGAGCUGAGAGCUAAAGCCUUGGAGUGGAAUGGGGCUGACUGGAAACUCUAUCAGCAUUUUAAUUCUACUUUCUGGGCCAGGGUAGAGGCAUACGGAAAAAACAGAAUGAAACAAGAAGUAAAUGAGCUGCGGAGGAGAAAUGCUGAGAUGAAGGCCAUCUGUAUUGAGGGUGGGGGGGCAGUUGAAGCCAGGAUGAUUCAGGAUAGAACUCUGUUGCCCUGGCAGCCGGUUGGAGAAUCCUCUAUCCUGGGAUACAACAUGAGGUACGAUAUUGACCCAAAAUUCAGGACACUUUGUCGAAAAAUGCUCACACCUGAAAUCCAAUACUUAUCAGAGCUAGGGGUAAACCUGUGGCUUACAAGAUUAUGGGGCUGGUUAAAAGAUGCUAUUUACUAAAAAUGGAGGCUUACUAUUGAGUAUUUUGAGUUGUAAUCUUUUCUCAGUUUUACUGAAGUUAAAGGAACAUUUCUGAGUAAAUGCACACUCUAAUACUACAUUGUGUGUGUGGUUGUGUAUGCGUGUGCAUAAG
Molecule: messenger RNA, 1530 nt
Organism: Myripristis murdjan (pinecone soldierfish)
Lineage: Eukaryota; Metazoa; Chordata; Actinopteri; Holocentriformes; Holocentridae
Gene: gal3st1b
Product: galactose-3-O-sulfotransferase 1b
Exons: 3
Coding region: 45-1397 (450 amino acids)
Biological process (GO): myelination; galactosylceramide biosynthetic process
Cellular component (GO): membrane
Molecular function (GO): galactosylceramide sulfotransferase activity
Source: RefSeq, a predicted model, not a curated record